GGUAUUGCGGCAACUAUGCGCCCCGAAGUAUGGUCCCCCUGGUUGAGUCGAGCUCUUACAGCUGCCAGAUAUGCGAGUUUCAGGGCCGAAGCCACGAGGAUCUACGUAGCCAUAUUCGGGCUCACCUUCCAUGGCCAGUCGCGGCACUGCGACCUGACUCACGCGCUCGAUCUACGCAGACACCUCGGCCCUCCUCUUCCCGAGCUGCGGAUGGCGGCGGCCGCGGCCGCGGAGCAGCCCUCGGACAUCGCAAUGCCCUCUUUCAUGAAACGUGCUGGUGCGGACCUAUCAUCGGUGGAGAAG
Molecule: messenger RNA, 303 nt
Organism: Prorocentrum cordatum
Lineage: Eukaryota; Dinophyceae; Prorocentrales; Prorocentraceae
Source: the annotation of a GenBank genome assembly